Hemicordylus capensis (graceful crag lizard) is the source of this 5046-nucleotide messenger RNA. It is a transcript of the gene ZNF652, whose product is annotated as zinc finger protein 652. The coding region runs from base 856 to 2688 and encodes 610 amino acids. The transcript is spliced from 6 exons. Gene Ontology annotation, cellular component: nucleus. The record is from RefSeq and is a predicted model, not a curated record. Gene Ontology annotation, biological process: regulation of transcription by RNA polymerase II. Gene Ontology annotation, molecular function: DNA-binding transcription activator activity, RNA polymerase II-specific; RNA polymerase II cis-regulatory region sequence-specific DNA binding. NCBI's taxonomy places the organism in Eukaryota, Metazoa, Chordata, Lepidosauria, Squamata, Cordylidae.
UGGAUGAGUGAGUGAGUGUGGGAGGGGAGUGGGAGAGAGAGACGGUUGGCUAGGCUUUUUAAGGAGCGCUCAGGUUGGGGGUCUCGCGCCUAUGCGCGCGCAGGAAAUGGAGCGGCGAAAGGGAGAGAAGUAGAGACUUCCCUGGAAAAGGAAGCCAAGGAAAGCCCCGCGCGUUCUCGCGUGAGGUCCUGCGCGCAAGCGCGUUUGUGAUUUUCUCGCGACGAGCCAGCGAGCGAAGCUCAAGGAAAAGCCAGGGGGGUGGGGGGAGGGAGGUGUCGUCGCGAGGCUGACUGCCUGCUUCACUUGGUUGGCUGCGGCGGCGGCCACGUAGCCCUGCGGCGGCUGAGGGGAGGGCGCGCGACAGAGAGAGAGAGAGAGCGGCGGUGAAGGCAGCUGCGGAGGCUGAAGGGCCUAGGCCUGGUCCUCAGGAGGCGGCGGCGGAGGGGGGGACCUGCGCGAGGGGAGGGUAGGAAGGAAGGAGGGCCUUGGUCACCCUCCGCCUUCCCCCCUCCCCUCCUCAGGCAUGGACCGCGGUGCGGGUGAAGGAGGAGGAGGCGGCGGCGGCGAAGGAGGCGGUGGAGGAGGCGGCGAUGGCGGUGGAGCAGCGGCGGCGGCGGCACAGGAGGGUCCCGUCCUCGAAAAAAUGUUCAGCUGUUGGUUGGCAGCUUUCUUCCUGUGAAUUGCUGCUGACGUCCUCGUGCUGUAAAACCAGAGUUCCAUGAGCUACACGUGCUUUGGUGCUUUGCUCCCCAAAGGCAGUUGUGUGUUAGUUAUUUCUGACAAUUCGUCUUGUUCCAGAGGAGUUACUUCACUGGUUUUCUGGAAUACAAGGUGCUCAAUGAAUCGGGAGCCCCCAUGAAUGAAGCAGCCAGUUCUUGCCAGCAGAUGGCUAAAAACUGCACCACACAUGUAGCAGGGAUGGCGCAAGAGGACAGCCACCGGGGUCAGGUGCCAUCCACUUUCUAUCAUGGUGCCAGCCAGGAACUUGAUCUGUCCACCAAAGUGUACAAAAGGGAGUCUGGGAGUCCUUAUUCCGUAUUGGUGGACCCAAAAGCAAGUAAGCCACAUCUUCAUGAAAGAGAAGAACAGCCAUAUUUCAGGGAGGACAGAACUGUAGGAGAGGUCCGAGCCGUGAAAGAAGACAGGGAGAACUCUGACGACUUGCAGGAGGAGGAGGAGGAAGAAGAAGUGACUUACAAAAGGGAGCAGAUAAUAGUAGAGGUAAACCUUAACAACCAAACAUUAAAUGUAUCAAAAGGGGAGAAGGGGGUCCCCUCCCAGUCCAAAGAAACUGCUGUUCUUAAGACCAGCAGUGAGGAAGAGGAGGGUGACAGUGGGGAGGAAGAGGCCACUGAAGACAGUAAUGAUGAGGAGGAGAAUGAGAGGCAGAAGAAAAAAGAGCAAAGAGAGGAGAAAGAUAGUGUUGCACAAAGGAGGACAAGGAGAGCUGCAUCUGCUGCAGCCGCCACAACUUCCCCUACUUCCAGAACUACAAGGGGCCGUAGAAAAAGCGUUGAGCCCCCCAAGCGUAAGAAGAAAGCUGCAAAGGAGCCCAAGGCACCUGUGCAGAAAUCAAAGUGUGAAGAAAAGGAGACUUUGACCUGUGAGAAGUGCCCCAGGGUGUUUAACACACGCUGGUAUCUGGAGAAGCACAUGAACGUCACUCACAGGCGCAUGCAGAUCUGCGACAAGUGUGGGAAGAAAUUUGUUCUAGAAAGUGAGCUCUCCCUUCACCAGCAAACAGACUGUGAAAAAAACAUUCAGUGCGUUUCCUGUAAUAAAUCAUUCAAGAAGCUAUGGUCCCUCCAUGAGCAUAUCAAGAUUGUCCACGGAUAUGCAGAGAAAAAAUUCUCCUGUGAGAUUUGCGAAAAGAAGUUCUACACUAUGGCUCACGUGCGAAAGCACAUGGUUGCACAUACCAAGGAUAUGCCAUUUACAUGUGAAACCUGUGGAAAAUCCUUCAAACGCAGUAUGUCACUCAAGGUUCAUUCCCUACAGCAUUCUGGAGAAAAGCCUUUUCGAUGUGAGAACUGUGACGAAAGGUUUCAGUACAAGUACCAGCUCCGUUCCCAUAUGAGCAUCCAUAUUGGACACAAGCAGUUUAUGUGCCAGUGGUGUGGUAAAGACUUCAACAUGAAGCAGUACUUCGAUGAGCACAUGAAAACACACACUGGAGAGAAGCCUUUUAUCUGUGAAAUCUGUGGCAAAAGUUUCACCAGUCGUCCCAACAUGAAGAGACACCGCAGAACUCACACAGGGGAGAAGCCAUAUCCGUGUGAUGUGUGUGGCCAGCGAUUCCGCUUUUCGAACAUGCUUAAGGCGCACAAGGAGAAGUGUUUCCGCGUCACCAGUCCGGUUAAUGUACCACCUGCUGCCCAGAUCGCACUUGCCACAACCUCUCCUGUCACCACCGUACCUUCAGUUGUGAACACACCCAGUGCCCCUGCCCCUACUCCACCAAUAAAUAUGAACCCAGUAAGCACGCUUCCUCCCCGCCCCAUUGCCCAUCAAUAUUCUCAUUUGCACCUCCACCCCCAUCAUCCACACCACCUCGCUGUCCCCCCUGUCCCUCAUUUACCCCCACCUCCAGCUCUGUUCAAGAGUGAGCCUUUAAAUCAUAGGGGCCAAGGUGAGGACAGUUUUCUGCGACACCUAGCAGAAAAGAACAGUUCAGUACAGCACCACUAACUGCUUUGUCUUCUGCCUGCCAUUCUCUUGUUCUUAUGCACCUGGAAGUGUGCCCCCUCUAAGAGAGUUUGUGGUGUAUCGCACAGCCCUCACGUAAAAGAUCUUUGAAUUAAUCUUGGCUGUUCAGCAAAGUGGUCAGCAAACCCAGGGGAACCGAUAGGACAGAAGCCCAUCUUGGCUUGCACGUUUUACUGUUGACUUUUAUAGAUUUCAAAAUGACUAAGACUUGUGGAAUUUUUUAUAAUUUCAUAUCAGCUGAUGAGGUAUGCUUGCUUUUAUAUCCUGGACUUUCUCCUCAAAGAGGGGAUGGGCCUGGUUUCCUUUGUACUAAUCAAAAAGACUGUGAGACUAAAUCCCAGAGCAUUAAUUAUCACUGUGUAUUGUUAAUUUCUUUUCAGCUUUGUGUGUGUGUGUGUGUGUGUGUGUGUGAGAGAGAGAGAGAGAGAGAGAGAGAGAGAGAGAAUGAAUAUGUGGCGUGCUGGUUAUGGAGUGAGCCAGCCACAUGAUUGCAGAAUAUCAAGCAUUAUAGCAAAAAGACAGUAAACAAAACUUAAUCUCAUUUGAGUAGUUCUCCUAACACACUCUUUAUUUUAAUACAGAAAAAUUAUUUUAGAGUUUUUGUAUAGAUCUAUUUAGUAGCCUGUUUCUAAAAUGAAAUGUAUUUCAAAUAAGCGGUGUAAUUUUUUUCAGUGUAGCUGGACCUAUGUUGUUAUAAUAGAUAAUUUUUUAUAAUCAUUCAAAUGUGAUUCUUUAAGGAAAAAAGAUGCAAAUAGCUUCUAUAGUAAAAAUUAUUCUUACAUCUGUUGUACUCUAAAAAGGUGCUUUGUGGGGGAGAGAAAGUAACACAAUAAGUCUCUGGUAAGGCUGCCUCAGAAGUGAAGAUGAUUUCAGAACUUUAUAUAACUUAUUUGUAGGGGGCGGGGGGGUUCUUAACCUUACAUUAUCUUUUUUCAGUGUUUGGGGAUUGCUAGAUAAAGACAUUAAACUACUGUAUUUCAAAAAAUGUGUUUUACUCUGCUCUGCUGGACUGAAGUGUGAAGUGUUCCAGAAAGGAUAUACUCUCUCAUGGGGAAAACUGAGAUAUGAAGCUGCAAGUCAGAGAAAUUCAACCAGAAGUGAGGAUUAAUGCGGGCAGUUUCAAGUUUGUAGGCAGUCAUUUCUUGGGCAUACAUUAUUACCUGGUUCAUUAUAUAAAUGUGUGUUUAAGCUAUGACUCCUAAUCUAAGAAUCACAUUUGAUGCUACUUGUUUGGUUUCCUCCCUUCCCCCCCAACCCCCGCCCCGGUGCGCAAAGGUUCUUGAGCUCAUUAGAAGAAAAGUGGGAACCACAAAUAUGGUGCUGUUUGGCUAGAUUUGUAAAACAUAAAUCUGAAUUGAGGAAUCUGGUAAGACAGUGAUUGUCAUGUUGGCUGUCAUGUUUACCACAGAGUACAUGCACAAAAUGAAGCUGUGUCAAGUAGAAGUAACAGAUGCAUAUUGUAUAGGGUACCUUUUUUCAGCUUUGACUUGAGGUUUUUCAGGUAACGAAUGAGAAACUUUUGAAUGUUAAACAAGUUGCUAGUUGUGUUUUCUCAAUUGCCAGUGGCACUAAAUUGUGGCAAAGUAAAUGCAAAGAGUCACAGUUCUCAUUUGGAUAUAGUUAACAGAAGUUGAAAUGCAGCACCAUUUAAUCAGCUGAAAUAGCUGUUGGCACCUUUAGGAGAAGGCACAGAGAUACCCUAAUGAUUAAUUUUUCCUAAGCUUUACUUCACCACUCAAACCAUAUUUUGUUGGUUCCCCACCUUUUUAGAAAAAUGAGGAUUUAGUUCUAAAUAGGUGAGGGAUAUUGCAUUAGAUAAAAUGGAAAGCCCUCACCAUUGCACCCCCAAGGUUGCUGAUAAUUGUAUUUUACCCUCUAAUUAUUAAGUUUGAUUUUGCAUAAAAAUAGUAUUAGGCCUUUUUUUUGGGUACCUAUUCAUAUUUGAACAAAAACUUCUUAAUCCCUUUUUCUGGGGGGAAAAAUCAAAGAUUUGAUAACAUCUAUCUGUUCCUUCUCUUUUGUAGGUAGUUAAAAGGUAAAGUUGUGUCAUCAAGUCGGUGUUGACUCCUGGUGACCACAAAGCUAGCUAUAAAAGUGAAUAAUUGAUACUUAACGGUUUGCCAUCUACUACCCUGGAUGGUUUUAUACAUUCCAUGUCAUGUUUGCAAACCCACAUUUCUGUGUAGUUAUGCCACAGGCCAACAGGGUGGUCUGUUAAUCUACUUUUAUACAUUUAAAGGCGGGGGGGAAACCACCAUGGUAAAUCGGUUGUAAUCCAAUUUUGCAACAAUGAGUUUUCUCAAUAAAUUUACAGUAUUUGGCUGCUAUUUAUGAAUCCUA